AUGGCAUCCACAACAUCAUUGGUCACAUUUUCAUUGAUAACAAUGUCGGUCAAUGGCAUCCACAACAUCCUUGGUCAUUUUUCAUUGAUAACAAUGUCGGUCAAUGGCAUCCACAACAUCCUUUUUUCAUUGAUAACAAUGUCGGUCAAUGGCAUCCACAACAUCCUGGUCACAUUUUCAUUGAUAACAAUGUCGGUCAAUGGCAUCCACAACAUCCUUGGUCACAUUGAUCACAUCCACAACAUUUUCAUUUUCAUUGAUAACAAUGUCAGUCAAUCAUUGGCAUCCACAACAUCCUUGGUCACAUUUUCAUUGAUAACAAUGUCGGUCAAUGGCAUCCACAACAUCCUUGGUCACAUUUUCAUUGAUAACAAUGUCGGUCAAUGGCAUCCACAAUCCUUGGUCACAUUUUCAUUGAUAACAAUGUCGGUCAAUGGCAUCCACAACAUCCUUGGUCACAUUCUCAUUGAUAACAAUGUCGGUCAAUGGCAUCCACAACAUCCUUGGUCACAUUUUCAUUGA
Messenger RNA from Acanthosepion pharaonis, 522 nucleotides. The record is from the annotation of a GenBank genome assembly. Lineage: Eukaryota; Metazoa; Mollusca; Cephalopoda; Sepiida; Sepiidae.